This is a messenger RNA of Didymosphaeria variabile, 1455 nucleotides long. It is a transcript of the gene BNA2, whose product is annotated as tryptophan 2,3- dioxygenase. The record is from RefSeq and is a predicted model, not a curated record. The transcript is spliced from 3 exons. Gene Ontology annotation, biological process: 'de novo' NAD+ biosynthetic process from L-tryptophan. The coding region runs from base 1 to 1455 and encodes 484 amino acids. Lineage: Eukaryota; Fungi; Ascomycota; Dothideomycetes; Pleosporales; Didymosphaeriaceae. Gene Ontology annotation, cellular component: cytoplasm. Gene Ontology annotation, molecular function: metal ion binding; indoleamine 2,3-dioxygenase activity; heme binding.
AUGAUUCCUGCAAUCCCGCGCCUGGAGGACUACGACAUCUCGCCACAGAAUGGCUUCCUGCCUUCGGAAUUACCUCUGGAAAUACUACCCGAUGCGUAUUACCAGCCCUGGGAGACAGUCGGCCGCAGCUUCCAGAGCCUCAUCCUCGCGAAGCGCCUCCGCCAGAUAAUCGACGCGCUGCCCGUCCUCUCGACCGAAUUCCUCCUCACCGAAGCAGAAUGGCGGAGAGCAUACUCAAUUCUUGGGUUCAUGGCUCACGCCUAUGUCUGGGGCGGCGACCGGCCCGCCGAUAUCGUUCCGCCAUCCGUGUCGAUCCCGUUCCUGCAGACAUGCAAACACCUUGAAUUACCACCAGUCGCUACAUAUGCCGGUGUUUGUUUAUGGAAUUGGCGACCACUUUUCGAUGACGAACAGGUUGAUUCGCUCGAGAACCUCGCGACGCACAUGACCUUCACAGGCUCGCUGGACGAGUCAUGGUUCUAUUUGGUCUCUGUAGCUAUCGAGGCUCGCGCUGGUCCGAUUAUUCCAUUGAUGAUCCAAGCCAUUGGCGCAGCGAGGCGCAACGAAAGUAACGUGGUGGUAGAAUGCCUGCGUGCUUUCGCAGAGAGGCUGGAUGAGAUCGGUGGCCUCCUCGAGAGGAUGUACGAGAGCUGCGAUCCUCACGUUUUCUACCACCGCAUCCGUCCAUUCCUUGCAGGCGGCAAGAACAUGGCUGACGCUGGGUUGCCCAACGGAGUCAUGUUUGACGAUGGCACGGGAGAGCAGCCGUAUGUUCAGUUCGCUGGUGGCAGCAAUGCUCAAAGCUCUGUCAUCCAGUUCUUCGAUAUCAUCCUCGGUGUCGAGCACCGCCAGACCGGCGAAAAGAAAUCGGACAGCUCAGCUCCGGGGGCUCCUGCUCACGGCUUUCUCCUGGAGAUGCGGAAGUACAUGCCAGGACCUCACCGUCGCUUUCUUGAGCAAGUUGAGCGCGUAGCUAACAUCCGUGAAUAUGUCACUAGCCGCCGGCAUGAUCGCGCACUGGUGACCGCUUACGAUGCAUGUCUGGCGAUGCUGAGGACGCUCCGUGACAAGCAUAUUCAGAUAGUUUCGCGCUACAUCAUCAUCAAAUCAAGAGAGUCAAGGUCAGACUCACGAUCUCUUUCGCCCAAAGAAGCCUCGGCCCAGCGUCUGAACCUUGCGAAUACCGUACGACGAGGCAGCAGCAAGAAGCUUCGCGGAACUGGUGGAACAGCCCUGAUUCCGUUCUUGAAGCAAGCUCGCGAUGAAACGGGGGAGCCUGCGAUAGAUGCAUGGGCUCGACGGUUGCUCAACAACGGCCCGGGCGGUAUUGUCAUGCAGGAUGGCGUGGCCAUGCUAGGGAAGAUGAAUGAAAACUUUACUGGGGAGGUCGAGAUUGUGGGCUUAGCGGGGAGCUGGAGUGUGGACGAUAGUGAGGGUGGUAUAUGCCACUGGUGA